Molecule: messenger RNA, 630 nt
Organism: Pocillopora verrucosa
Lineage: Eukaryota; Metazoa; Cnidaria; Anthozoa; Scleractinia; Pocilloporidae
Source: RefSeq, a predicted model, not a curated record
AUGUACUACGAUUACUUAGAGAUGAACAAGCCAGCUGUUCUCGAAAGGGAACGCGAAAUUAUAAGAUGUCAGCAGGAAAACACAACACCAAUUCCACUGAAACUGAAAGCCCACAUCCUACUACACCCAUACAGGGACAUCUUCAAUGGAGAAUUCAACCUGGGCUUCGCACUACCUCGCACCGACACUUGCGCCACCUGCGAUAAACUGGCCCUUAAAGUGCGAUCAUCCGAGGGCGCGGAAAAAGAAAAACUUGAAAAAGAACUCGAGGAACAUCACAAACUUGCCGAAUCUGCAUUUACAAUGCGUAAAGACGACAAGGCACACGCGGUGAGGAGCUGGGUUGGAAAGCCCCGUCCAGUUGGCUCUUCAGGAGUAAAACACUGCAGUAAAGAUGCCGUAGACAUGAUAACUUAUGAUUUUCAACAAAAUCUGGAGACCCCAAACUUACAGCAUAACGAUAUGUUUUAUAAGAGGCAGCUGUGGACCUGCAACUUUGGUAUCCACCAUUGCGUGUCCAACCACGGCUAUAUGUUUAUGUGGGACGAGACGACAGCCAAACGUGGGUCAGUGGAGGUGGCAAACUGCCUGUAUAAUUUCCUCACUGAGUUUAACACUGGAGAGAAGUAA